AUGACGGGAGUGCGCUCCUCUCCCUCUCCCCGUCCCAGCGACGCUUCUUCUCCUUCACAUCCGUCUUUUUCUCAGUCUCCUUCUCCACUUUUACCUCCUCCUUCUUCUCCUUCUUCACUUGUACAUCCUCCUUGUUCUUCGUUUUCAGUGUUUUCUGUGUCUGCGCCUUCAUCUCCCUCUCCACUUUCAUCUCCUCCUACCUCGUCUCCUCUUUCUCAGUCUCCGCAUUCUGCUUCUUCCUCUUCAGCUACCGUCUCUCGCGCUUCUGGCGCUUCGUUCGCGUCGCCUUCGGCUUGUCAGUCGUCUCGUAGCUCUCGUUGUCGGUCUGCCCACUGUGCGUUUUUGCCGCCUUCAAGCGCCUCCGCGGCGUCGUCGCCGUCCGCGCGAGCGCCGCGUUCCCUUCUCUCUCCUCUGUCGGGCGCAGGCGCAGCAGGCGGAGGCGAGGGGCCGCCGGCGCGCAGAACUUGCGCUCGACUCAGCAUGGCGAGCUUCGGCCUGAGCGCAGUGGAGGCGAGGGGAAGGAGACACUCGUCUGCCCAAGCUGCCCUGUGCCCCGAAGGCGGGUCGCUCGCCACGCAAAAAAACCGCAGAAAAAACGGAAAAAAUCAUAGGCAUCUGUGUCGUUUCGCAGCUUCUCCGCGGACUCUGUCCUUGCCCCGAAGGAGUGCCUGCACUCGCUUGCGAUCGUCUCCAAUCGUUUCUUCUGCGGUCGCCUUGCGCCUGCCUCCCGCCGCUGCGUCUUCUCUUAUGGCUGCCCAGCGAUCGGCGCCGUCGCCUGAGGUCGGCACCGAACGCUGCACUUCGUCUUCGUUCUCUUUUCCUCCCGCCUCUCCGUCUCCCUCUCCCUCCCUCUCUCCUAGUCUCUCUCUGUCUCGUUCUAGGCCCUGUCUGUCGCCUUCUUCUGCGUCGUCUCCUUGCUCAGAAUUUGAUUCCACCUCCGUGUCGCCUUUGCGGCGGAGCCCCGCCUUUCCUCCGCAGGUUCGUGUUCUCUGGCUUGCGCGACGGAAACGUCGUGCCUUCAUUCCCACGAGCAGGACGCGCGGCGGCCUUUUUCUUCUCUCGCUCUUCAGUUUCUGCGUCUCAGCUGGCGUCGUUUCAGCAGUCGAACUUGGAGUGUACGUACACCCGGCCCGCUGCGCUCAUUCCGCAGAUUUCGCGUCCUCGCCCGCGCCGCCUUCGAUCGAAUGCGAUCUCUUUGCCUCGGGGAUUCGGUCCUUCUGUGGCGCAUGCAGCGGUCCGCGUUGUGGCGCUGCGCCGCGCGCCACUUGUCUCUCGCAUUCGCUUCAGACCUCUUCCGUCCCGCUAUCGUUCAUUUCUGAUUCCUCCGCGCGUCCGCCGCGUGCUUCCUCUGAGGCUCUGCGGCCGGAGCUUCUUUCUCGCCGACUCGCGUCUCUGCACUGCUUGCUGCCUCGUCGCGACGCUUCUGCGCGAGGCGGCGUGUCUUGUCAGCUCCGGCUCGGGUUUCUGUGUCUCGCGGCGCGGCCGCGCGAGGCCUCCGCAGUCGCCACCGGCUGUGCGUCGGGCGCCACUUCUGUUCCACGAAGGAACAGCCGCUUUCAGCGCGAAGGCGUGCUGGGCGGGGAGCGGCUCACGCUGAGGCCGAAGGCCAUUUCGCUUCCUCUCUGUUCAGACGGCCUCUCGCGGUGUCAUGCGUCACCCGUCUCCGCAGGCGCGUCGCCGCCUUCCGCGUCUGCGCCAUCUGCAUCGCACGCAAACGGCAGCUCGCGAGAGCUUAACGACGCAGACGCCGCUGUGGAGGCGGCGAGUCUGCGUGUGUUUGCGUCCCUCUUCGGCCUCCAACGCCCGCGCGACGCGCUGGAGACCCCAGAGGCGCCGCAUCGCCCGCAAGCCAGUCAAGCCUCGCGAGGCUUUUGCGCGCAGCGACGACAGCUGAGCGAAAAGGCGCCCGCCGCCGUGCACGAGCUGGGGGGGGUGCGGUCGCCAACUCUGCGUGCGACAUCCACGUCGUCAGCGGGGGCUGAGGAGGCUUCUGUGUCGGGAGUUCUGGCCGCAGCGGCGCCUGCGCCGCCUUCGUUUUUUGACGUUUCGCCGUUUUCUGCAUCGUCUGGGGAGAGUCCCGAGGAGUAUCUGCUCAGGGGGCGGCUCGCGGCGCCCGCGCCGGUCCUGGAGAACGCGUCGGCCGUCGUGGCGCGGAAUGCGACGACGCCGUUCGCCGCGCUGAGUCCCUUUCGCGUGACCACCGAGCAGCGCGCGCGGAUGGAGCCGCAGGUGCUGGAGACGCUGACGCCGUGGAAGCGGAUUGUCACAGACAAGUUCGUGAAGACUGCGACCGACACGUUCAUCCCGAAAACGCGCGAUUUUUCGAUGCACAAAAUCGCCCAAGAGGCGGCUGCGCAGAGCGCCUCCGUCGCCACCGAUCUCCCCCUCGUCCGCGAUGCCGUCGCCCGCGCGGUGCUCGCCGCCGAGCGACAGCAAGCGCAGCUCAGAGAAAAGGAAAAGAUAGGAAAAGAACCAGAGCAGGGAGAAGAAGGAGAAGACAGAAGAGAUCUCGAAGGAGAUGAGGAGAACCGUCGGCCGGGGGAGACGCCGGAGGCGGCUGCGGAGCGACGGCGGAGACAUAUCGCGCGCGAGACCGAGAGGCACAUGAAGAACUUGCUGGGAGGCGGCACGCAGGUCGACUUCGAAGACUCCUUUCACUUUCACGAGUCCUGGCUCGCGGAAGGGUACGAGGACAUCAGCGCAGAGCCGCGCUUCGUGUCACCAGAGUGGGACGACGUCCCGCGCCCUUGCAAGAACUCCACGUCGAUUACGACGCUGACGGCCUCGCACUUGAGCCGCCCCCUGAUUGACACGGCCGACCCGCGGAAGCGCAACACGCUCAAGAUCCAGUAUGUCUCGCCCAAGGAGAAGAAGCGCCAAGCCUUCUGGGAGUCGCUGCUUGUGCUGGGGAGAGAAAACACGCACUCGCGCCUCGCCGCGGCUCACGCGUGGCUGGCGGAUCGCCACGAACAGCAGCAAGAAGAAGCCUAUCGCAACCGCAGGCAGAUCAUGGAGCUCGCCGUCCUCAGAGAGCGCCGCCGCAGAGAAAAACAGAAACGAAUCGAGGAAGCUGGAGGCGUCUACACACCGCCGAGGCCGCCGCCUUAUCCGCUGCCGCUGCACUAUCUCUACGUAAACCACCGGCUGUAUAACUCCUUCAAACUCCUGAACGCGAUCGGCUGGGACGCCUGCUUGGAUCUGCCGACGCCGCACUCGCGCCUGGAGGCCUUCCGUCACGAGCACAACUUGCGCUCCUUCUAUCUCCUUCCGGUUGACGAUCGCGUCAGCCUCGCAGCGGGCAUUCGGCGCGCGCGCACCGCCGCACCGCAGCGAAGGCAGGCGGCGCAGGGAACGGCCGCUGGGAACGGGGCGGCUCCACGGGGGCCUGCGGAGAAGACGCCCGCGGCCGCGCCGGCCUACGAGGUUGUCUUUCCUCCGCUGGACUCGCCCUACCUCUCUGGCGCUCGCGCCGCGGAUCCCGCGCCGCCUCCGCCGUCGCCGCCAGUGCCCGCCGCGUCCUCAGCUCCCUACGCAGCCUCCGCGGCCUCUGCGCCGCCACUGGUCGUGCCCUCGCGGCUGGGCGAUUUCUUGCUUUCCGAGAUGGACGCGGUGCUAGUGCUGCGCGACGGAGUCAUCGAUUCGAAGCUCAGCCGCAACCUUGACCAGUUCGGCGGCGUGGAGGGGGCUGAGGAGGAAGUCGAGGGCGCCAGUCUCCUCGAGCGCGGCACCCGCCGCUCGCCGCCAAGCGACGACCCUGUCCAUCCCGACGCUGACGCGACCGACGCCGACGCCGUCGCCGGCGAGCUUCCAGAGGACGGCGACGCAACGGCGGAUGCGGCAGGUCGCUCGGCGUCGCGCGAUGGAGGCCGGGCUGGCGGGUGCUGUGGAGGCGCGGGCGGUCGGAGCGGCGCGCCGGCGCCGGGGAACGCCGAGCGGGAAGAGGGGGAGAAGCCGGCACUCCCUGCGCAUCGCACGAAACGGGAGGCGGCGGAGGCGCGCCGCAUCACGCGGCGGCUGAGGUCCACGACGAGCGCGUAG
Molecule: messenger RNA, 4038 nt
Organism: Besnoitia besnoiti
Lineage: Eukaryota; Apicomplexa; Conoidasida; Eucoccidiorida; Sarcocystidae
Product: sufB/sufD domain-containing protein
Exons: 4
Coding region: 1-4038 (1345 amino acids)
Source: RefSeq, a predicted model, not a curated record